AGUUUGUAAACCUUCACCCGGAUGUUGAUGAUUAUUUACAGGCGGGGAGAAUGGCUGACAUGGAAGAGCUGUUCGGUAGUGAUGGCGAUAGCGACAAUGAGCAACGAGAUUCCGGCUCUGGUUCUGCCUCUGAUUCGGAGCAUGAGAGACCCAGAUCUGCCAGCAACGCCUCUGGCAGCGAGAGUGACCGAGAUCAUGACGAAGAUGAGGAUGAAGAUGGGGGAAAGCCAAGCAAUAAAGAGCUGUUUGGAGACGACAGUGAAGACGAGCACGGAAGCCAGCACAGCGGCAGCCAAUCAGAACGAUCCGGCAACCAGUCAGAACGAUCCGGAAACCAAUCAGAACGAUCCGGCAACCAAUCAGAACGAUCCGGCAAUCAAUCAGAUGCGAGUAUGCACUCAGACAAUGAACACAGUGGUUCAGAGGGGCAUCACGAGGAGGACGAUGACGACAAUGUGAGGGGACACAGAUCAGAUGUGGAGAGUCCAGUCUCAGGAGCAGGAAGCCACAGGUCUGACAGAGGAAGUGGAAGUCCAGGGUCAGACGUGGGCAGCCCACGCUCAGAAGCAGGAAGUGGGCAUUCAGAUCCCGGCACUCCUCAUCCCAGCACACCUCAUUCAGAUGGAGACGGGUCAGGGAAAGAAGUCCAUUCCGGAGAUGAGAAGUGGGGUGGAAAAAGCGACCAAUCAGAGGACGAGGACAAACAGCAGAACUCUGAUGAGGAGCGGGAUCAUUCUGACAAUGAAGGGGGGAGACAAAAAUCAGAGUCAAUGAAGGGCAGUGACAGCGAGGAGGAAUUCACUCGCAAGAAAAAGAAAAGGCUAGCUUCAGACUCCGACUCCGAUUCUGACCCUGAAACAUCGGGUAAGAAGCCUGCAGCAAAUGAUCUGUUUGGGGAAGCAGAUGAUAUUUCAUCAGACAGCGAUGCAGAGAAGCCUCCUACACCUGGCCAACCAAUGUUUUCUUUUCUCUGUGCCGGAUUGCUGAUGUCCUAUACCCAGGCAUAGAUGUCCAUCCA
Molecule: messenger RNA, 1018 nt
Organism: Carassius auratus (goldfish)
Lineage: Eukaryota; Metazoa; Chordata; Actinopteri; Cypriniformes; Cyprinidae
Product: RNA polymerase-associated protein LEO1-like
Exons: 5
Coding region: 51-1007 (318 amino acids)
Source: RefSeq, a predicted model, not a curated record